This is a messenger RNA of Nerophis ophidion (straightnose pipefish), 1477 nucleotides long. RefSeq names its product pancreas transcription factor 1 subunit alpha (gene ferd3l). Gene Ontology annotation, molecular function: protein dimerization activity; RNA polymerase II transcription regulatory region sequence-specific DNA binding; DNA-binding transcription factor activity, RNA polymerase II-specific. The transcript has a single exon. Gene Ontology annotation, biological process: developmental process; regulation of transcription by RNA polymerase II. The record is from RefSeq and is a predicted model, not a curated record. NCBI's taxonomy places the organism in Eukaryota, Metazoa, Chordata, Actinopteri, Syngnathiformes, Syngnathidae. The coding region runs from base 735 to 1376 and encodes 213 amino acids.
AUGUAUAUAUAUAUAUGUGUGUGUGUGUGUUUGUAUGUAUAUAUAUAGGGAGUAAACACACUGCAACGCAGUGGCGACUUGUCCAGGGUGUACCUCGCCUUUCGCCCGAUUGUAGCUGAGAUAGGCACCGGCGCCCCCUGUGAACCCAAAGGGAAUAAGCGGUAGAAAAUGGAUGCAUGGAGUAAAAGCAUUCCCUGAAGCUCUCUGCGUUCUGUACGUGGGCUAAUUGGACUGUCACAGGUGUUUUGGAGCUGUGUAGCAAGUGACUGUGCAGAAAGUAUUUGCACCGUCCGCUGAACUCUCUGUCAGGUUAUGUGGGUCCACUACUUGCUGGCUGAGUUGCUGUUGUUCCCAAACUCUUCACUUUCUGUACAGUAAAGUUGACUCUGGAAUAUUUAGGGGCGAGGACAUUUCGCCACCGGAUUUGAUGCACAGGUGGCAUCCUGUGACGGUCCCAUGCUGGAAAUCACUGAGAGCGUCUUAUACUUUCACAAAUGUUUGUUAAAACCGUCUUGGUGCUUAAGUGCUUAAUUUGAUACACCGGGCUAAGUGGUCAGGACACCUGAUUCUCAUCACUUGGAUGGGUGUCCAAAUACCUAACUUUUAACACCACAUAGUGUAUAAAAAGAAAAGGUGCGGCACAAAAAAACAAGUCCUCCUAAGAAGCAUCAUCGGGGACCUGGACGGGGUCUUUCUGAGACCUGCACCCCAGGUCCAGAGUCUUGUCUCCUGCCAUGGGAACUCUCACCUAUUUGCUCCCAUUUGCAAGAGAAAAGCUGGGGAAUGUGCUGUUUGCUCUUCAAGAGCUGCAAGCCAAGACGGGGAAAGUGCAAACAGGACCCUCCCGCCCCCCUCAGAAGCUCAUCAAGCCACUUGAGGCAAAUGUUUUGUGUGUCACUCGCACGCCGCUUAUUGAAACCGCAGGAAGGGCCUCUGGACCCCGGCCAAGGAGGAUCUGGCCCUGUCGCGCUCCAUCCGGAUCGGGACAAAAGAGAUGCUCUCCUGAGCGCCAUUUAAAGGCCGGCGAGGCCCCGGGCGAGCGAGGACUUGGGAUGCAGGCGCCGGACUCCACCUCCGUCCGACUGGCCGACCACGUCAGCCGCGGCACGGAGCGGGCGGUGGAGAACCCGGAGGACGGGCCCCGGGGCCCCGGCGGGUCCAAGCGCAGGAGGACGGUCACGGUGGUGCAGCGGCAGGCGGCCAACGUGCGGGAGAGGAAGCGGAUGUUCAGCCUGAACGAGGCGUUCGAUGCCCUCAGGAGGAAAGUGCCCACCUUCGCCUACGAGAAGAGGUUGUCCCGCAUCGAGACCCUGAGGCUGGCCAUGGUCUACAUCGCCUUCAUGGAGGACCUGCUGGAGGACGGGAGCGCUACUUGACUUGGGACCAUUUAACUCCACAUCAACAUCCAUCCAUUUCAUACCGCUUGUCCCAUUUGGGCUGCUGGAGCCUAUCUCAGCUGCAUUCAGGCCAGAAGGCA